Messenger RNA from Tarenaya hassleriana, 2119 nucleotides. RefSeq lists its product as uncharacterized. The transcript has a single exon. The record is from RefSeq and is a predicted model, not a curated record. NCBI's taxonomy places the organism in Eukaryota, Viridiplantae, Streptophyta, Magnoliopsida, Brassicales, Cleomaceae. Bases 101 to 1510 code for a protein of 469 amino acids.
UUCAGCGCGUGGAGUGCAAUCGCCUUCGCCUUCGCCUCCUUCACAAGCCCAAUCCAAGCCUGUCUCUCCGUCCCCCCUCUCGAUCUACACAGAAUCCGCCAUGAACGAUCACCAUCACGAUCAUCACCACGCACGUCUGAGCCGAAUCCGGAAGACGACGGAGGUCCUUCGAGAAACGGCUUCGUCCUUUUCCUCCCACCCUCUGACCUUCUUCUUCCUCACGUUCCUCCUCUUCUCUUUUCGCUCCGUUAUCGAUCGCUGCUCCCUCCUCCUCAUCUCCUUCAUCGACCGUGACCCUUCCCUCCACUCCCUCCUCUCUCGCCUUCCUCUUCACCACCCUCCCCACGCGCACCCCACGCGCCUCCCUCGCCGUCCCCCUUUCCUCCACCUCACCCGCGUCGGCACCCUCGACGAUGACUUCUUCUCCACCGACGAUGACGACCGGCGAUCCCUCCACGGCCUCCCUUUCCGUGCUCCGGUCAAUGGCACCUCCGUUAUUCUCUCCGGGUUCGAGGGCAUUUCUGGGUUUUCGAACCCCAUCGCCGACAACGGCCUCUUCCUCCCUCAGAUCGUCCGACCCGGCAUCGUUCUCCGGCCAUCGUCUUCGGUGGACGAUCACGGAGAUGAGAAGGAAACGAAGUACGAUGAAUCUGAGCACGAUCGCGACAACAACGAAGAGUUUCGCGGCGAGAAGGACGAGAAGGAAUUCUCGAGUAUAGUAGAUCUGAGGCUUUUUAUUAGGGGGUUUGAGCUGGGUCGCCGCGAAACGGCGGCUCUGUUCUUCCUGGGGAGUUUCCUCUCCGCUGCUUAUGGAUGGGUGAUUCUAGGGUUCACGACCGUGUACUCAUUGGUCCUAGCGAUUGUUUUCGUCACUGUGAUCAAUGACUUUGUUGGGAGAUCUCCUUCCUUCUUUAGGGUUGUGUGGACUGGUUCAAGAUUAGGGUUUAAGAGGGUUACAGGAUUCAUUUUGAUGAGAUGGGCAGUGAGAGAUGCGUUCACACAGCUUCUGGGUUUGUGGUAUUUCGGAGAAGUCGAGGAUCAGUUCUCAUUUUUUAGGCUCUUUGUGAGGCUAAAGUUGAUGCCUUUCACUGUUAUGCCCCCAUGGAUUCGGGGUUACGAGAAAGAGAUAUCUGGCUUCUUGUUCGCUUGGUUCCUGCUUGAUGCGCUCAUUGGUUUGGUAUUAGCCGUUGAUGCUUAUGUUGCCAUUGUUGAUUCGAGGAGGAGGGGGAGGGAAAUAGUGAAGGAGGGUCUGUAUUUGAUUUCCCUCUUGAUGAAUCAGGCGGUGCAGCUAAAGUGUCUUGAGGCUAUUCUCUGCGGGUCUUUUUUCAAAUGGGUUCUGAUUCGUUUCCUUGGCAGAGGCUUUGCUGCUGUUUUCCAGUCGGCCACAGAGGUUUACUUCAUGGUGGCUUGGUUAGUGUUCUACUUAGCAGCUCGGAGCAAAAAUGCCCAUAUGGAAGGUAGAAGGUUUGGGAGAAGAGAAUUGGAAGGUUUGAUUGAUGGGUUGAGAUGAUAUCCGUCGUCUUGUAGGAUAAGUUUUUCGGCUUCAAAGGAUUAAACCACCUUACCUUGGACACUGAAGUAACGGCAAUAUCUCAAGUGCUAUACGUUUAUCAUGCGCUGAAGUUCCCUCGGUUUAGCACUGCCUUGGAUUGGUAUGAUCGCUACAAUUUGUUGUAUGUACCGCCACACCCACUUGUGAGCUAUGGAAAGGACAAUAAAAUACUUCAUCUGUGUAGUGUGUAUACUCAUUGCGAGAAUUUCCCUGUGUGUAUAUCUCUUGCUGCAGUUGUUGGACAUAAAAAAAUCGAUCGAGUGACCUGUCUUUGAUAUGGGAAUUGAUGUUAGAUCAGGGCUUCUGAUGUGCUUCUCGGCGUCAAAGUGUACUUAGCUGUGCCCCCUUUUUGUUCAAACAUUUUGAUCUUUUUAUUUGAAGUUUGCAUUUGUACUAAUCGGCUUAUGCGGUCUGUGGAUAGAGCAAAAGUGCAUUUGUUCCUUGCUCUGUGGUUAUGAUUUGGGAUCAUAUCUCGAUUUUGCAAGCGUAUUGAAGCUCUUAGUUUUUGUUCCAGAUUAAUGUACUUUGUUAUGUCAUGGCCUUUCACUAGUUCCAUUUCCUAUCUCC